UGAUGAGUGAUGAAUAUUGCUCUUUUGUGUAUGUGUCUUUCUUAGUAGGAGCUUCUUGUUACUAGUAGUAAGGAUGCUCCUAGUAGUACGGCCAGGAGCCCCUAGUAGCAUCCUUGCUCCUAGUAGCGAUGCCAGGAGCCCCUAGUAGCGUCCGAUCGCUCUUGUCCAACGCAUUGUAGCCGAAAUGACCUCGUGAUGCCGGUGUCGCAGAAUCCGCAAGGCGAAAUUGACACGAAUUUGAGUCUGAGGCAGAGUCGAAAAAUAGAGUGUUUCCGCGACCCGUACAGCGUCAACAGUCAAAACAAAAAACCGUCGACUCUGUUAGGAAGGCCUUGGGUCUGAAAACGAACCGGAAGGAAGGCUUGAAAGGCGACCGGCGAGUGUCAAGUUGGACUUUCUAAGGAAUAAACAGAUCAAAAGAACAAUUAAUUCUCAUUCAUAUAGUAACAAGGAUGCUACUAGUAGCUCCUGGCAUUACUACUAGGAACAAGAAGCUACUAGGAGCAAGGCCACUACUAUUCGUUUCGAUGUGUUUCUUUUUCCGUGAACUUUCUCAAAGUCCUUGGACGACACUGGGGCGCACCCUCGUGAUGCGCCUGGUCUUCGCGCUGCUGGGCCCAGCGCUACCAGUUGCACUCGGUGCGGUGCCAAGCUGUGCGAUUGCAGGGCAGGGGUUGGAGGCCAUCGCUGGUAGGUUUGAAGCUCUAGUGGCCUUUUUCGAUUUGGUUUGCUCAAGAAAGCAUCGCGCCUCGCUAUCCAACCUGAGACUUACCCUUGCCCAACACGGCGACAUCGCAGCAUUGCCACGCAUUCAUUUUGUUUAGCAUUGUCGUGUUGAAGGAGUUCCACACGUUCCUUGAUCAGUUGGCUUGAGGGUCAAGGUUCUAGCCAGUUAGAUUAAGAUCACAGAGAAAUCUUACAGCGAAGGUAUUUUAUUGUUUUUCCUCCGCCUUCAUUCUUCUUCUUUGCCUGCCUAUUUCUUCCUUGAAGCUUUGAAACGUUGAUUCGAGCAGGUAUGAUGACCCGGCCCGGAGCCACAAAACUCGUUUCUUCCUUUUUGCGUUAUGCGUUUCCUCAAACGUUGUUAGACACGAUUGAGGUGGUUACUUCGGCAAAUGGUGGGACAGGCAUUGAGGAUGCCUUGACUUGCCAGGCUUUGUGUGCUGCGCGGCUUUCUUGCUCUGUGUUCACUUACUAUUCUGCAGAUGGAGGCUGUUGGCUGCAAGGUUCGGGUUUGAGGCCCAAGCCAAUGCCAGGAGCAACAGCUGGCCCAAGGUCUUGCCCAGAGAGCACUUUUCCUGAGGCCAACGAGGCCAGCGAGGCCGAGGCCAACGGCGAUUCGAUUGUUAUCACGGCAGCGCCCAUGGCGCCCAUUGAUGUCACGACUCCUAAGCCCUCACGCUUCAUCAAGGCUGGCGACCAACUGUACUUCGCAGAGGGCAACAACCCACGAAGGAUCCAUUUGGUCCGCUUUCAUUGCACUGGCUGUGAAGAAGCAUGCCAGACCUACAUCACCGUCAAUCCAGAUUACGUGGCUUCUUUGCAACAGGAUUUGGAUUUCACCUGUGCCAUGCUGGUGUCCACCACUACGGUGGAACCUGGAGAGUUUCAGGUGUCCUCGGUCUCCUCGUCACCGUGGUGGUGGCCUCUUCUUUUGUGUCUUUUGCUUUGCUGUUGCUUAGCAGGUUUUCUGAUCUUCGAUGAAGAUUGGCAGAGGCGUGCCAAGGGCAUGGUGAAGAACUCCAGCAGCUCAGGCAAAGCUGAGCGGCAGCCGCUCACCGGGAGCCAUGGCACUGAAGGCUCCGAACUUUCGGCCUUGCCUGCUUCGGUACUGGGGCCAGGGCCGCCUGUUUCUGGCACCACCUAUACGGUCAAGGAGCAUCAGCCUCGCCUUUUCGCCGCCUGAGAAGACCAUAGGAGUUCGUCUCACCUGAGUCCAAAUCGGCCGAGCGCAGCCGAGCGCAGCCGAGCGCA
Molecule: messenger RNA, 1974 nt
Organism: Durusdinium trenchii
Lineage: Eukaryota; Dinophyceae; Suessiales; Symbiodiniaceae
Source: the annotation of a GenBank genome assembly